CCCCAAGAUGGCGGCCACCAGGCGGUCGCGGCUGCUCCUAUGGAGGUUGUGGCCGGUUUGUGGGGUUUCGCUGACCCCGGCAUGGACCCGGAGCCCCGAAGCGCGGACUUACGCCCGGAGCAAUGCCCCGUCGUCGCGCACGGCGCUGUACGACCUGCUCGGCGUCCCCGCCACCGCCACGCAGGCCCAGAUCAAGGCCGCGUACUACCGGCAGAGCUUCCUCUACCACCCGGACCGCAACGCGGGCAGCGCCGAGGCGGCCGAGCGCUUCACGCGCAUCUCGCAGGCCUACCUGGUGCUGGGCAGCGUCAGCCUGCGCCGCAAGUACGAUCGCGGCCUCCUCAGCGACGAGGACUUGCGAGGCGCCGGCGUGCGGCCUUCCCCGGCACCCGCCGCCCCUGAGGCCUCCGCACCCCGCGCCCCACGCGCCGCCGAUCGCGCCCCCGGGGUGCAGUCGGCCGCGCCGGGCGGACGCCCCAUGUUCAACUUCGACGCUUUCUACCAGGCGCACUACGGGGAGCAGCUGGAGCGCGAGCGGCGCCUGCGGGCCCGAAAGGAGGCCCUGAGGAAGCGGCAGGAGGAGCGGGCCCAGAAGGGCUUCGGCUGGAGCGAGACCCGGGACGCGGCGUUUCUGUGCCUCCUGCUCUCCCUCUUCCUCCUCCUCGGCUUCCGCAUCUAAGGGCGUCUUGGAGUUCCCACCCAUCCCCCGUUGGCCUAGAACCCGUGGCCCUCUCCUCUCCUCCCCUCUCUCCAGCAUCUACCUCUCCUGGGGUCUGGAACAUAUGGCAUUGCACUCACUUCUCCGACCCCAGCUGCCAGGUCAGACGGAUACCCCCUCCAAGCCCCCCGAAGAGACCCUCGGAAAAAAAAAGGCCCCAUCCCCACCCCCCCUGAAGCCUGUGGAGGAAGAAGGGGUUUCAGGCUCCCCCGCGGGGCAUCUGCUGCCAGAAGUUGCCUUCCUGAUGGUGUGGAUUUCUGGACCCUUAGCUCCUGCGUAUUGGCCAGGUUCUGGGCAAGAUUCGGGCGCUUCUAGCCCCCAGCCCUGUUUCUGCGGCUAGGACAGGCCUACCUGGGUAACCUCAAAAUAACGUGCAAUGUGACCAAUUUGUUUGCUGCCAGAAAUAAUAAUGAUACCAAAACCC
Molecule: messenger RNA, 1142 nt
Organism: Suncus etruscus (white-toothed pygmy shrew)
Lineage: Eukaryota; Metazoa; Chordata; Mammalia; Eulipotyphla; Soricidae
Gene: DNAJC30
Product: DnaJ heat shock protein family (Hsp40) member C30
Exons: 1
Coding region: 8-679 (223 amino acids)
Source: RefSeq, a predicted model, not a curated record